Schistosoma curassoni is the source of this 1003-nucleotide messenger RNA. NCBI's taxonomy places the organism in Eukaryota, Metazoa, Platyhelminthes, Trematoda, Strigeidida, Schistosomatidae. The record is from the annotation of a GenBank genome assembly.
CCUCCAUGCACGAUUUUGCAGUUUAAUCCAUCAUAUGAACUCUGUAUGAUAUUGACUAUCUUCUGAGGCACGCCGUAGUGUCGAAGAAGUUUCCAUAGUGUUGUUCUGUCCACGCUAUCAAAUGCCUUUUCGUAGUCAAUAAAGUUGAUGUAGAGUUAUGAAUUCCAUUCAAUUGAUUGCUCUACAAUGAUCCGUAGAGUUCCGAUUUGGUUUGUACACGAUCUUUCCUUACGGAAUCCUGCCUGUUGGUCACGAAGUUGGGCGUCUACGCAGUCCUUCAUCCUGUUUAACAAUACCCUGUUGAAGACUUUUCCCGGUAUUGAGAGAAGAGUGAUGCUCCUGUAGUUAUGACACUUGCUGAGAUCGCCUUUCUUCGGUAUUUUGACCAGAAGUCCUUCUUUCCAGUCUUUUGGUACUUGUUCCUCAUCCCAAAUCUUAUUGAAGAUAAUGUGGAGUAUCAUUGCAGUUGCUACUACGUCUGCUUUCAGUGCCUCUGCUGGAAUGUUGUCUGGUCCCGCUGCUUUGCCACUCUUGAUUUGUCUGAUGGCCAUGCUGAUUUCUUCAAUUGUUGGUGGGCCAACACUGACUGGGAGGUCCGUGGGCGCUGCUUCGAUGUUGGGUGUGUUCAGUGGAGCUGGUCGAUCCAAGAGUUCUUUGAAGUGUUCUACCCACCUGUUUCGUUGUUCUUCAAUGUUGGUGAUUACCUCGCCUUCCUUGCUUUUCACUUGUCGUUCUGGUUUACGGCGAUUUCCAGCGAGUCUCUUUGUCGUGUCAUACAGUCGUCUCAUGUUUCCUUCUCUUGCAGCCGUUUCCGCCGUCGUUGCUAAAUCUUCCUCCUCUUCACUUGUUUGUUUACUUCUGUGUAUUCAGCUUGUGCCUUGGCUUUUUCUGCUCUUGUUCGGCUGGUAUUGAUUGCUGCCUUCUUGUUUCUCCUUUCCUGAAUCUUAUCCAGUUUAUCAACAGUGAUCCAUUCCUUGUGAUGGUGCAUCUUGUGGCCCAGAAC